CCCUCUGCCCCCUGCGGAGUUGUGUUUUCUGGGAAUCAGCAAGUAAGAUCACAAGUGGUCUUUUCUUUUAUUCACUCUCUCCCAUAAAGAAAGCUUUAUCACGUGUGGCCUUAAACUUGCAGCAAAUUGCAAAGAAAUGGCUCAAAAGCUUCAGCUCUUUCUGUGCCCUGGGAGCUGAGAUGCACGUCAGUGGCCUUGCCAGCGUGGCCAAUUCUCUGCUGACUGCCAGAAAAAAGAGGCCAGGAGGAAAGAGGAAAGAGAAGAGAUUGCUCAGGGCCUGUGGUGUGUGGUCCAUCCUCUUGCUGAGCACAUUGAAAGGAACUGGCUAUCUUUGAUCUCUCCCUCCAGAUCAGAGUCAAGGAAUGUGUUUAUAAUGGACACUUCAUCCAAAGAAAAUAUCCAGUUAUUCUGCAAAACUUCAGUGCAACCUGUUGGAAGGCCUUCUUUUAAAACAGAAUAUCCCUCCUCAGAGGAAAAGCAACCAUGCUGUGGUGAACUAAAGGUGUUCUUGGGUGCCUUGUCUUUUGUUUACUUUGCCAAAGCAUUGGCAGAAGGCUAUCUGAAGAGCACCAUCACUCAGAUAGAGAGAAGGUUUGAUAUCCCUUCUUCACUGGUGGGAGUUAUUGAUGGUAGUUUUGAAAUUGGGAAUCUCUUAGUUAUAACAUUUGUUAGCUACUUUGGAGCCAAACUUCACAGGCCAAAAAUAAUCGGAGCAGGGUGUCUAAUAAUGGGAGUUGGAACAUUACUCAUUGCAAUGCCUCAGUUCUUCAUGGAGCAGUACAAAUAUGAAAGAUAUUCUCCUUCCUCCAAUUCUACUCUCAGCAUCUCUCCGUGUCUCCUAGAGUCAAGCAGUCAAUUACCAGUUUCAGUUAUGGAAAAAUCAAAAUCCAAAAUAAGUAACGAAUGUGAAGUGGACACUAGCUCUUCCAUGUGGAUUUAUGUUUUCCUGGGCAAUCUUCUUCGCGGAAUAGGAGAAACUCCCAUUCAGCCUCUGGGCAUUGCCUACCUGGAUGAUUUUGCCAGUGAAGACAAUGCAGCUUUCUAUAUUGGGUGUGUGCAGACGGUUGCAAUUAUAGGACCAAUUUUUGGUUUCCUGCUAGGCUCAUUAUGUGCCAAACUAUAUGUUGACAUUGGCUUUGUAAACCUAGAUCACAUAACCAUUACCCCAAAAGAUCCCCAGUGGGUAGGAGCCUGGUGGCUUGGCUAUCUAAUAGCAGGAAUCAUAAGUCUUCUUGCAGCUGUGCCUUUCUGGUAUUUACCAAAGAGUUUACCAAGAUCCCAAAGUAGAGAGGAUUCUAAUUCUUCCUCUGAGAAAUCCAAGUUUAUUAGAGAUGAUCACACAGACUACCAAACACCCCAGGGAGAAAAUGCAAAAAUAAUGGAAAUGGCAAGAGAUUUUCUUCCAUCACUGAAGAAUCUUUUCGGAAAUCCAGUAUACUUCCUCUAUUUAUGUACAAGCACUGUUCAGUUCAAUUCUCUGUUCGGCAUGGUGACCUACAAACCAAAGUACAUUGAGCAGCAGUAUGGACAGUCAUCCUCCAGGGCCAACUUUGUAAUCGGGCUCAUCAACAUUCCAGCAGUGGCCCUUGGAAUAUUCUCUGGGGGGAUAGCUAUGAAAAAAUUCAGAAUCAGUGUGUGUGGAGCUGCAAAACUCUACUUGGGAUCGUCUGUCUUUGGUUACCUCCUAUUCCUUUCCCUGUUUGCACUGGGCUGUGAAAAUUCUGAUGUGGCAGGACUAACUGUCUCCUACCAAGGAACCAAACCUGUCUCUUAUCAUGAACGAGCUCUCUUUUCAGAUUGCAACUCAAGAUGCAAAUGUUCAGAGACAAAAUGGGAACCCAUGUGUGGUGAAAAUGGAAUCACAUAUGUAUCAGCUUGUCUUGCUGGUUGUCAAACCUCCAACAGGAGUGGAAAAAAUAUUAUAUUUUACAACUGCACAUGUGUGGGAAUUGCAGCUUCUAAAUCCGGAAAUUCCUCAGGCAUAGUGGGAAGAUGUCAGAAAGACAAUGGAUGUCCCCAAAUGUUUCUGUAUUUCCUUGUAAUUUCAGUCAUCACAUCCUAUACUUUAUCCCUAGGUGGCAUACCUGGAUACAUAUUACUUCUGAGGUGUAUUAAGCCACAGCUUAAGUCUUUUGCCUUGGGUAUCUACACAUUAUCAAUAAGAGUUCUUGCAGGAAUCCCAGCUCCAGUAUAUUUUGGAGUUUUGAUUGAUACUUCAUGCCUCAAAUGGGGAUUUAAAAGAUGUGGAAGUAGAGGAUCAUGCAGAUUAUAUGAUUCAAAUGUCUUCAGGUACCAAAUCAAAAGCAUUCCCGCAUCUCACUGCUACAGCAUCCCAGAUUUACACAAUGCCACUGACACUAACAAGUUUUCAUGUCAUUUCACUGCUUGUAAGACAUAUAUAUCUGGGACUAACUGUGAUACUGGGCACAGUGUCAAUUUUCCUAAGCAUUGCAGUACUUUUCAUUUUAAAGAAAAAUUAUGUUUCAAAACACAGAAGUUUUAUAACGAAGAGAGAAAAAACUAUGGUGUCUACAAGAUUCCAAAAGGAAAAUUGCACAACAAGUGAUCAUCUGCUACAACCCAAAUACUGGCCAGGCAAGGAAACUCAACUUUAGAAACAUGACAACCGGAAGUCAUGUGUUCUAAUUGGUGGACAUUUUGCAAACAAAUAAAUUGUAAUCAAAAGAGCUCUAAAUUUGUAAUUUCUUUCUCCUUUCAAAAAAUGUCUACUUUGUUUUUGGCCCUAGGCAUUAGAUAAUAUAACUGAUAACAAAUAUACUGAAACAUAUAAUGGAAGAUGCAGAUGAUAAAACUAAUUUUGAACUUUUUAAUUUAUAUGAAUUUUUUAUAUCAUUUACUUAUUUCACUUUAUUUUGCCUUGUGCUUAUUGAUAUAUAUUAGCUGUACUUCUAGAACAAUUGUCUCUAUUGCCACACAUGGCUAUAUUCAAAGUAAUUUCUGAACUGUGUCAUGUGUCUAGAGUAAGAAAAUACUGCUAAAAAUUAACUCAUACCUUGGGCUCCUUCAAGUAUUACUUCUAUAGUAUUUUCUCCCAUAGCUGUCUUCAUCUGUGUAUUUUAAUAAUGAACUUAGGAUGGAGCAGAACAUGGAGAGGAAGAUUUCAUUUUAAGUAUCUCCUUUUCUUUGAAAUACAGUAAUUUAUAUAGAAAUGUAUAGCAGCAAAUUAUAUUGGGGAUUAGAAUUUUGAAUUAAUAGCUCUCCUACUAUUCAUUUACAUGUGCUUUUUGUGUGGCGCUAUAAGUGACUACGGUUGUAAAGUAAUAAAAUUGAUGUUAACAUGCCUUAUUGUUCUUUUAUGAAUUCAGUGAAUUUAAAACUAUUGUUAAAUAUAAUGCUGCCCCUAAUUUAAUAUAUGUAAGCAACUUCCUACUUAUAUACAUGACGUGUUCCUAAAACAUGUUUGAAAGGUGAAUUUCUGAACGUCUACAAUAAAUGUAGGUGUUACAACAGGAAUAGAGAGUGAUGGAUGAGUGAUGGGAAGUCUGAGUGUGGUACCUUUUGGUGCUCCACCUGCCCGCAUCACAGGGCCGAAGGACUCCUGCGCAGGGAGUUGCCACUGGGACAGUUUGCCAGAUAGCUCUGUUUC
This is a messenger RNA of Chlorocebus sabaeus (green monkey), 3607 nucleotides long. RefSeq names its product solute carrier organic anion transporter family member 1C1 (gene SLCO1C1). Gene Ontology annotation, biological process: transmembrane transport; sodium-independent organic anion transport; bile acid and bile salt transport. Lineage: Eukaryota; Metazoa; Chordata; Mammalia; Primates; Cercopithecidae. Gene Ontology annotation, molecular function: bile acid transmembrane transporter activity; protein binding. Gene Ontology annotation, cellular component: basolateral plasma membrane. The record is from RefSeq and is a predicted model, not a curated record.